Rhineura floridana is the source of this 605-nucleotide messenger RNA. It is a transcript of the gene INS, whose product is annotated as insulin. The transcript has 3 exons. NCBI's taxonomy places the organism in Eukaryota, Metazoa, Chordata, Lepidosauria, Squamata, Rhineuridae. Gene Ontology annotation, cellular component: extracellular region. Bases 193 to 516 code for a protein of 107 amino acids. Gene Ontology annotation, molecular function: hormone activity. The record is from RefSeq and is a predicted model, not a curated record.
UAUCUGGGCCUCAAAGUCCUUGAGUUUCCUUCCCAGAGCUUCAAAGUCUCACAUGAAUUCUUCGUAGCUCUGCUUGGCAGUAUCAUUUGUCUCCACAUGGAAGAAAGGGAUAUCUGUCAGUGGGCUUUAUGAGUGAUGGCAACCCUUCUGUCACAUCUCUAAGACAGCAUACCUGGUCUUGCCUAUUUCACCAUGACUCUUUGGAUCAGAUCUCUGCCUCUCCUAGUGCUGCUUGCCAUUUUGGCUCCUCCUGCUAGUUAUGCCAAUCCCAAUCAGCAUCUAUGUGGCUCCCAUCUAGUGGAAGCACUCUACCUCGUAUGUGGAGAGCGGGGCUUCUACUAUACUCCUAAAACACGGCGCAGCAUUGAACAGCCCCUAGCAAAUGGGCCUUUACAGAAUGAAGUGGAAGCACUGCCAUUCCAACCACAGGACUUUCAGAGGGCAAAGAGAGGAAUCGUGGAGCAAUGUUGUGAAAACACCUGCUCCCUCAAUGAGCUAGAGAACUACUGCAACUAGAAGAGGAAGACCUUCUCAUGUCUGGGGCAAGAGAAAAGCACUUUGCUAUUGCACCUUUAAAGUAACUGAAUAAAAAUCCUGUGAUUCUA